AUGGCUAAAUUGGCAAUGAGGAUUCUUUCUAAAAGUGUUGCAAGUAAAGGGGCAUUCGCUUCAGCAGGUAGAGUGAUCGAAAAAAGAAGAUCAUGCUUGAAAGCAGAAACUAUUGAUGCAUUAUUAUUUUCAAGAGAUUAUCAGAAAUAA
Molecule: messenger RNA, 150 nt
Organism: Cinara cedri
Lineage: Eukaryota; Metazoa; Arthropoda; Insecta; Hemiptera; Aphididae
Source: the annotation of a GenBank genome assembly